AUGGACCGUCCCGCCCGGCCGCACCCCUUCAAGGAAUUUCCCGCAUCACCUCUCGGCGUCCAGAGUGGCAUCGAGCGCUUCCCAAGAAAGUACCGCGCGACAAACCCCCCUCCUCGGCUCGAGUCCUGGCGCUGCAAUCUGACUGCUCUCUCUCAUAUCUACAAUCUUUACUUCGUAGCUUCCCGCUACAAGGUCCUGGUAUAUGAGCCAAAUUUCCCGGACCAAAAGCUGUCGGCUCAACCGAGCCUCGUCCUUUCUCCCACCGUGCUCGUCGAUGCUGCGCCUGAUGUCAGUGAACACUCGCCUCUCGGCGCUGGUAGGACCAUCAAUGCCCUCCUGGUCGACUUUCUUGGGAACGAUGAGAUCUUGCUUCUUGCACUCCAUGAUGGCCGCGUCAUAGGCUACCAUGUCAACCAGAUCCAGCGCGCCAUUGAGCGACGUCAAGAGCCCGGCUGUGUGGAAACCAUCGAUGGAGACGACGUGCGCCCCUUCUUCUCCGAGGAUGUCGGCAGCAGCGCUUGGGGCCUGGCUGUCCACCGGGAAGCACGCAUGAUUGCUGUUAGCUGCAAUGCUCACACUGUCACCGUCUUUGCACUUGCCCUAACCAAGGAAUCCUUGCCCAAAACACGCUCGUGGCUGCCAAACAGGUCGCAACAGCACAGGAUAGUCACUCAAGACAGCGGAGAGAACAUCCCAUGCGUAGCACUCUGCAACACAGGCGACGACCCUGAAGGUCGGUGGAUACUCACCAGCGACAUCAACGGCUUCAGCAGGAUAAUGGACCUUGCCAGAUGCCACGAGGAAGCAUUCUCUGGUGUAGACAUGCACGCCCAUAGAUUCUGUGCCAUGACUGAAUCGGCCGGGAACAAGCAAUGCGGCUGCGAAUAUCUCGAGCACGGCAUACGGUACUAUCUGCACGCAACUUGGGGUGUCAUGUGGCUUGAUCGGAGAGCUUUCAAGCGAACGGAAAGUGUGAGCGAAGCGUUGGGCUCAGAGGGCAUUCCUCUCAAGGUUGAGAGGAUGUCCUCGACUUUGAAUUGCUAUGAUAACAGCAACAACCGACAGCGUGUUCACAAUUCCAGCACGAUAUACGGAUCCCCAGUCGGCCGGCUGGAGGAUAACUCGGACGAAUCAUCCGACGACGACGUGAGCGUGGCGGAGCCUCUCACAGAAGUUGAAGUUGCUCGCGGGGUAGAGCUCAGGAGGGCACCGCGAAACCCUGGAGGCGUCACCCGCGCUCAGAUCAAAAUCCCGCCAUCGCCGAUAAUGCGGCUCUCGGUGAAGGACAUAUUCCUGAUCCAGCCACGGAGUGCAAAGUCACCAGAGCGUCCCCCGGUUGGAUUCUUCGACCCGCUCUUCCAGUAUAUCAGACAGAACCCGUUCAUGGAGCAGGUAUGCAUGCAUGACCGCAUCAACCUGUACGCUCAGAUUGUCGAACUCGGCAUCGUGGUGGUAGGCUCUGCCAAGGGACGGGUUGCCAUCAUGUCUUUGACUCAAACGGACGAGGGAUUCACGAGCCGUAGGCCAUUCUACGGGUGCAGAAUCGACUGGAUCUUGCCCUUUCAAGACCAGGAGGAAGAGGGCAGUCGGCCGCUCGCACCUUUGGUCGGCAUCGCCACGGGGCCGGUGCAAGGCAUGCUUGGUCGGCAGGCGGACUAUUCUCGAAGGUGGAGACUUCUCAUGAUGUACGCGGACAACUCGGUGCUCAGCUACGAGCUAGGCAAAGCGCGCGAAGGAAGGGUCACGGUGCACGAGUUUGGCGGGCUUGUAGUAUAG
This is a messenger RNA of Diplodia corticola, 1776 nucleotides long. Its product is annotated as ribonucleotide reductase transcriptional regulator crt10. Lineage: Eukaryota; Fungi; Ascomycota; Dothideomycetes; Botryosphaeriales; Botryosphaeriaceae. The transcript has 4 exons. The record is from RefSeq and is a predicted model, not a curated record. The coding region runs from base 1 to 1776 and encodes 591 amino acids.